This is a messenger RNA of Adineta steineri, 339 nucleotides long. The record is from the annotation of a GenBank genome assembly. NCBI's taxonomy places the organism in Eukaryota, Metazoa, Rotifera, Eurotatoria, Adinetida, Adinetidae.
AUGUUAAAAUCUAUACUUGAAAGUCAACGAAUUUAUUUAUUUAAACAACGUCGAGAUAUAAUUAAAGCAAUUUUAAUUUUAUGUCAACAAGCACCAAUGCGUCUUUCAGCAUUAUGUCGUCGAAAAAUACGUCAAUCAACGAAAUCAUUAAUUGAUAAACGAAUUGCACUUGAUUCUAUUUUACCGAAAAAUCUUCAACAAUAUUUAAUUAUUGAUGAAUUAAAAUUAUUUCUAUCAUCAUUAACUAGUAAACGAUUACUUUUUCUAAUUCAACAAUCGAUUUCUUAUAAUAAAUUAUCUUCAAAUUUCAUAUCAUCAUUUAAUGAACUCUGUUCGUAG